Messenger RNA from Penicillium taxi, 1578 nucleotides. Its product is annotated as putative endosome-associated ubiquitin isopeptidase (AmsH). Gene Ontology annotation, cellular component: endosome; membrane. The transcript is spliced from 2 exons. Lineage: Eukaryota; Fungi; Ascomycota; Eurotiomycetes; Eurotiales; Aspergillaceae. Gene Ontology annotation, biological process: protein K63-linked deubiquitination. Gene Ontology annotation, molecular function: metal-dependent deubiquitinase activity; protein binding; K63-linked deubiquitinase activity. The record is from RefSeq and is a predicted model, not a curated record. The coding region runs from base 1 to 1578 and encodes 525 amino acids.
AUGGCAUCUCACAUUCCUGCACCCAGCUCUGGGGGUAGUGCCCCGCAGAGUGUGGAAAAGAUUACCCGGAUCGCUCAAGACUACGAGUACAACUCAGCGGUUCCCCUGCGUUAUUGGCUUAGGACUGCUGCCACGCUUAUUCGAGAGGCACAAAUCUACGAACGUGAAGGCCACGAUGAACAAGCAUAUCUUCUCCUAUUUCGACAUGCCCAGCUGGUCCUGGUACACCUGUCAAAGCACCCGGACGCUACUAAAGAUGAAAAAGUCCGACAGGCACUAGUUGUGGCGGAGAAAGAAGUUUCGAAGAACCUCGCCAAGUUGGAGAUCCUCAAACCCCGCAUAAACAAGCGAUACGAGCGCUACACCCAGCUUAUGCGCGAGCGCCAGUCGCGGAAGCUAUCCUCUGAAUCCCACGUACGCGCUGAAUCCCGAGAGCGACCUGUUGAUCCCGCCCUCUCAGGUGUUGCAGAACCUUUGGAAGCGGCGGAGAACCGAGAUCUUGCUGUUCGUUUGGCGCAAUCAGAGCUCACACGCCGAGCUACUGUUAGAGACGGUCGUCGAUCUGCUGGAGUGUGGGGCAACUGGGAAACAGCAUCAAAGACGGACCAUCGACCAGGCGAUCAAGAUCUGAGUCAACGGAUUCAAGAUAUCCGGGCCAACAUCGAUCACGCACAGCCCAUUAGCCAUCCUUCCAAUGUCCGGCAACCCUUCUCUCACGAGACGUCUUAUUCAAUAUCCUCCGCGUAUAAAUACCCGUCUGUGCCCCACCAGAAAGCAUUGGACCCCUCCAUCUCUCCAGAACAUGUUCCCAUUCGUGACUUGAACACAGAGCGGUACUCGCCUCCAAUAUUGCCACCGAAGGAACGAAUUGCACCCAGCAGAUCCCUGGACGGAUCAGGACACUCGCUUCUACCACCUCGCCGUCCAUCAAAGAUCCCAGCAGCGCCUGCGCUGCCAGAGAAAGUAAGACCGUCUGACUCUCUGGACCCAUCCAGUUACACCUUCAAACCCUCCGCCUACUUGGAAAAUGGAUCACCAUUGCGAUCCGUCUUCCUCCCUUCGACCCUUCGAUCCCGGUUUCUGGACUUGGCAGCUUCCAACACGUCUCGCAAUCUCGAGACAUGUGGAAUCCUUUGCGGUACCUUGGUCUCGAACGCCCUAUUUAUCUCUAGACUCUUGAUUCCAGAGCAAAUAUCCACAUCGGAUACAUGUGAGACGACUAACGAGUCUGCUAUCUUCGACUACUGCGACUCUGAAGACUUGAUCAUGCUCGGAUGGAUCCACACACACCCUUCACAGACCUGUUUUAUGAGCUCGCGUGACUUGCACACCCAUUCCGGGUACCAGGUAAUGCUCUCUGAGAGUAUUGCCAUUGUGUGUGCACCGAGCAAGGACCCCGACUGGGGCGUCUUUCGUCUCACCGACCCGCCUGGCCUGAAGACUGUACUCAACUGCAACAAGCCCGGCUUGUUCCAUCCUCAUGGCGAAGACAAUAUCUACACGGGUGCUCUUAAACCCGGACAUGUCUUCGAAGUCAAUGGACUUGAAUAUGAGACAGUUGAUUUGCGUCCCAAGUGA